AGAAAUUGUGGCGUUGACAAAUAUACAGCGUGAGUGUAUAUAGGUGGUGGCUGCUGCUGCUGCGGCUUCUUCAUCUCUUAUCUUCCGACCCUUAUUUUCCUCUGAUUUGAUAUCUUUUCAUGCUCAUGUCUUACCGUCAAAACUUGUUCCGACAUUAAUUUUCUGCUCUCAUCGGACGCACAUGAGCAACACAAUGAGGCCAAGGAAUAAGGCGAUGUUUUAUUUGGUUUACGACAGGGGUUGACUUUCUGUUCCCAUAUUUUCCCUCAUUAAUUGCUAUAUAUUUAGUAUUGUGUGUGAAUCGAUUCGGAGAUGAGUGAAGUGGAUGAUGGGAUGGUGGUGAAAAAGAAGGUGGGAAAAGGGCUGAUCACCAAAACGUGGGAGCGAUGCAAGUGGAUAGGACGAGGCAGAAGCAGCGUGAUGAUGAUGAGGAGCAGAUCCUGGCCCAGCCGCAAGGGACCAAAGAAGAACAGCAGCAACGUUGGUGUGGCACCCGAAGGUUGCUUCUCCGUCUACGUCGGACCACAAAUGCAGAGGUUCGUGAUCAAGACCGAGUACGCUAAUCAUCCUUUGUUCAAGAUUCUCCUGGAAGAAGCAGAAUCCGAGUAUGGGUACAGCAGCCAAGGUCCUUUGGCUCUUCCCUGCCACGUUGAUAUCUUCUACAAGGUGUUGAUGGAAAUGGAGUAUUCUAAAGAAGAAGAAGAAGAGGAGCAACAGAAACUAACUCGUAAAGCUUCUGCUGGUUGUGUCUGUCUUAACCGCUCUCCCUCCGCUUAUCGUCUUCUUCGUUCUUCCUCCGUCAAACCAUAAACCUCUUCUCAACUUCCUUUACCUCCUCAAUAAUAAUACUGUAAUCGAUCAUCCUAUAUAUCUAUCUAUGUAUUUGCUUCUUCUUAUAUAUAUAUAUAUGCCUGGGUUCUUUAAUUUUA
Molecule: messenger RNA, 929 nt
Organism: Vigna unguiculata (cowpea)
Lineage: Eukaryota; Viridiplantae; Streptophyta; Magnoliopsida; Fabales; Fabaceae
Product: SAUR-like auxin-responsive protein family
Biological process (GO): response to auxin
Source: RefSeq, a predicted model, not a curated record